GACAUGACAUCUACCCUGGAGGAGCCAAGUCCCAGAGAUGACAUCUACCCUGGAGGAGGAGCCAAGUCCCAGACAUGACAUCUACCCUGGAGGAGGAGCCAAGUCCCAGACAUGACAGCCACCCUGGAGGAGGAGCCAAGUCCCAGACAUGACAGCCACCCUGGAGGUUCCAAGUCCCAGACAUGACAGCCACCCUGGAGGUUCCAAGUCCCAGACAUGACAGCCAUGAGGGAGUUCCCUCCGUCCCACAACAGUCCCCGGUCAGGAGGGGUGGAGGAAUGGGUGAGGGACAGAACCCCAGGCCAAUGUCACAACAGUGUGAGGAGAAAUGGCACCGCCCCCCACCUCCGGCCGACCAACCAGGACCCUUCGUGCCUCCUGACUUCGCCCAACACGCCCCGGAACCCGGAAGGGGGUGGGGCUGACCUGGUUGGACACGCCCCCCAGGUCAACGGCUGCAGUAAUAGGACACCUUCAAUGGACAGGAAGAAAAGCAACGGACUAGAGGGUAAAGACUCCUGUUUAUAUAUGGGUAAUAUACACAACGGACUAGAGGGUAAAGACUCCUGUUUAUAUAUGGGUAAUAUACACAACGGACUAGAGGGUAAAGACUCCUGUUUAUAUAUGGGUAAUAUACACAACGGACUAGAGGGUAAAGACUCCUGUUUAUAUAUGGGUAAUAUACACAACGGACUAGAGGGUAAAGACUCCUGUUUAUAUAUGGGUAAUAUACACAACGGACUAGAGGGUAAAGACUCCUGUUUAUAUAUGGGUAAUAUACACAACGGACUAGAGGGUAAAGACUCCUGUUUAUAUAUGGGUAAUAUACACAACGGACUAGAGGGUAAAGACUCCUGUUUAUAUAUGGGUAAUAUACACAAUGCAAUAGAGAAUCAUCCAAGACGGGUAAAGACAUAUAGGCAGGUCCAGAAUGAUUGGUUACUAGUCCAAUAGUGGGUUAACUGCCUGUUCAGGGGCAGAACGACAGAUUUGUACCUUGUCAGCUCG
This is a messenger RNA of Oncorhynchus tshawytscha (Chinook salmon), 1008 nucleotides long. RefSeq lists its product as uncharacterized. NCBI's taxonomy places the organism in Eukaryota, Metazoa, Chordata, Actinopteri, Salmoniformes, Salmonidae. The transcript has 2 exons. The coding region runs from base 217 to 954 and encodes 245 amino acids. The record is from RefSeq and is a predicted model, not a curated record.